Messenger RNA from Penicillium robsamsonii, 414 nucleotides. RefSeq lists its product as uncharacterized. The record is from RefSeq and is a predicted model, not a curated record. The transcript has a single exon. NCBI's taxonomy places the organism in Eukaryota, Fungi, Ascomycota, Eurotiomycetes, Eurotiales, Aspergillaceae. The coding region runs from base 1 to 414 and encodes 137 amino acids.
AUGCAGAUCUCUCAGCUUCUUCUCGCAGCUGGCCUCUUCGCCUCCUCUAUCUUUGCUGCCCCUGUUGCCAACUCUGACUGGACCAUUCGCGAGAUGAAGCGCGUCUGCAACAGCGAAAACACCUCGUGCACCUGGACAUUUGGCAUCGACUCUGGCUCAGGCAUUACCGAUUGUACCUAUGUCGUGGAGGCCGACGAUGCCUCUCACGCUAACGGAGGCCCUAGUACAUGUGGCGCAUACUCCGUCAGCUCAGGCUGGAGCGGCCAGUUUGAUCCUACCAACGGCUUCACUACCUUUUCUGUUGUCAACGACGAGACUAGUCAGCAGAUAUGGCCUGCCUACGCCGACUCGCAGCUUGUCGACGGGGUGGUCGUCAAGCCCGACCAGAGCUACCCUCCCACUGCUCUUCCCUGA